This is a messenger RNA of Stylonychia lemnae, 1548 nucleotides long. NCBI's taxonomy places the organism in Eukaryota, Ciliophora, Spirotrichea, Sporadotrichida, Oxytrichidae. The record is from the annotation of a GenBank genome assembly.
AUGAAGAGGGAAACGGUAAUUAAUCUUAAAAUCAUAAAAUUUUUAGAAUAUCAAGCUUAAACAACUAAAGAAGAAGUUAAGAAUCCUUAUAAUUAACCUCCUAAGUAAUCAGAAGAUGAAGAUAAGUCAAAAUGGAGAAAGACUGUUGAUUAUGAGCAAGAGGAAUCUUCUGCUCCAGUCAAAAAGACUUAUCAACAAGAAUAGCCAAAGAAAGAACAGAUAUAAAUUUCAUCUCCAAAAGAAUCAACUAAAAUUGAUUUUACCUCUAAGGCAUCAGACAGGGAGGAAAUGAAAAGAGUAUCAAUUAGAAAUGAUGAUGCUGAUGAGUUAUCAGCUUUCAAAGAGAUAUCAACUACGGUGGAAAAAGAUAUUGAUUCUGGUGCUUUCGAAGAUGAAAAUUAUGAUUUCUCCGUAUCUUAGCCAAAGUUAGUUGGAGACAGUAUAGCAUAUUAUGUCAAAGGUGUUGACAGAUCGGGUAAAUGGGAAGGCUAAAGAAGAUUUUCACAUUUCUUUGCUUUGUAUGAAGCUUUAAUCAUAAGAUUCCCUGCUUGCUUUAUACCUAAAAUUCCACCUAAAAAAGCUAUCGGAAACAAAGAGAUCUCCUUUAUCAAAGAGAGAAGAUACUAUCUUGAAAGAUUCUUGAGAAAGCUAUCAAAAUAUGAUUAUAUCAUUCAUUCAGAUGAAUUCUAAAUCUUUUCGAGACCAGCAGGCGAAGUCGACAAAUUACUAGCCAGAUUACCAAAGAUGUCUAGUGGAUCUUUACUGGACAGAAUCAGAAAAGCCGGCGAUAUCAAUGAGAGAAUGUUUGAUGCAGUUGAAAGAGAAAAAUUCAACAAUGCAACUUUAGACUGCACAUUGUUUAUCAAGAAAGUCUUGCCGUAGCUGAAAGCGAUGAAAAAGACUAUUAAUAACUUCAAAGUGAUCAAGGAGAGUCAAAUUGGAAAUUACAAAAUUCUUUAUGGUGUCCUUGAUAAAUAUGAAGAGCUAAAUAUGAUGAGUUACUUGGACAGAAAUGCAUCAAAAUUAGUAAUUACAGAGCCUGAAAGCAAAGAAAUUAUUAAAGACUAAAUGAGUCAUAUGAUUGAUAACCUAAAGAAUCCAUAUGAGGAUAUGUAUCAUUGGUGUAAAGGAGAAAUAUAUGAUUUGCAAGCUUUGUAAGUAGCACUUACAACUAGAGAGUAGGUAGAGAGCCAGAUAAAAAAGAUGGAGAGUAAGAAGAAAAAUACUUAAGCAGAUCUAGAAAAUGUCAAUUAAGGCAAGAAGACAAUUAGAACUUUGCUAAAGAGCGAUAAAGACACUAAUGGCAUGCUAAGUACUAUUGAAAAUUCUGAAAGAGAGAUUGAUAACUUACAAAGUCUUUUGGAAGUUAUUAGCAUUCAUCUUGGAGAAAUCAUAAUCCCCAAGUUCAAGUAAGAAAAGAUUAAGGUUUACUAAAGAAUAAUGCAAUAAUUCAACAUCAUGGAAAUUAAUAAUGCCCAUCAAACAGCUAGCUUUUGGAGCAAAGUCUUAUCAAAUCCUCAACUCAAAAACAUCGCAAAACUAAAAUGA